CCCUCUUUCAGCGCUAUUCCUACUUGAAAUUAAAUGAGACGGAGCCAAGCGUACCGGAAGUGAAAUAUUGCGCGAAAAUUGACAACAUUCACUACAAGGAUGGUUCAGGUGUACAUACAACUACCUGGUGGUGCCAAGGAUUGUCCAGAGUGGGCCAUUAUUGACCUCCAAGGCGCCCUUGAAACUCGACAUCCCGUGCCUCUUGGUGGAAAGUUCAUUGGUGAUUUGCAUUUCACUAAAAAGGAUGCACCUGUUCUCAUAAUUGGACAUCACAUCUUAUAUGGAAAAGUUGUGGACCUGGAAAAGCCCUUUGCUGUGUUGGCCAAGCAGUCACAAACACAAGGAGAUGUUGCUAUGGAAACCAAUCAAACAAAUAAUGGCUAUGUUGUUGAAGCCAUCAUAAAGAAGAAGAUACUCUUCAAGACACGACCAAAGCCAAUUAUUUCACAUGUUCCUAAGAAAUUAUGAUACAUAUGAGUUCUCUCAGUGUACAUGUAAUCAAUAUUAUAUAUUUAUUUGCAUAAAUGCUAUUUCCUUUUGUAACCAUGGUAACUAUUGUAAUGUAUAUGUAAAAUAUUAAUAUUUUAUAAACUCCAUGUAGCUGGAAUAUUGCUGAUAGGGGGGUUAAACAACAAACCAUCCAAAUCAACACACUCCAUAACAUGUUGUAAUUCAAUGGAUGAAAACCAGUUGAAAAAUUAAUGUUUGAUCAUAAAUUAUUGUGCUAUUAGUAUUGAAAUGAUUCCACCACUUUGUCCCUCCUCA
Haliotis rubra (blacklip abalone) is the source of this 765-nucleotide messenger RNA. Its product is annotated as chromosome transmission fidelity protein 8 homolog. Lineage: Eukaryota; Metazoa; Mollusca; Gastropoda; Lepetellida; Haliotidae. The coding region runs from base 100 to 468 and encodes 122 amino acids. Gene Ontology annotation, cellular component: Ctf18 RFC-like complex. The transcript has 3 exons. Gene Ontology annotation, biological process: mitotic sister chromatid cohesion. The record is from RefSeq and is a predicted model, not a curated record.